AUGGUGAGCAAUGGUGCUCUUGUUGUCAUGAAGGGGUAUAAAAAAUCUAUACAGUUGUAUAUUUUGUAUGGUUCCACAGUGAUUGGGGAUGCAGCAGUUUCUACUUCUUCUUUGACGGACGAUGAAGUUACAAAACUUUGGUAUAUGAGGCUCGGGCAUAUGAGUGAGAAUGGAAUGGUGGAGCUGAGUAAAAUAGGACUUCUUGAUGGGCAGAAGACCAGCAAAAUUGAAUUUUGUGAGUAUUGUGUAUUUGGGAAACAGAAGAGAGUCAGAUUCACUAAAGGAAGACACAACACGAAGGGAACACUUGAAUAUAUCCAUUCAAAUCUUUGGGGACCAGCCAUGAUACCAUAUAAAGGUCGAUAUUAUUACUUGUUAACAGCUGAAGGCAUCUUGAGACACUUGACAAUGCCUGGAACGCCUCAACAAAAUGGUGUGGCAGAACGGAUGAACAGGACCUUGAUGGAAAAGGGUCUUUGUAUGCUUUCAAAUUCUGGGUUGCCCAAGUCUUUUUGGGCUGAAGCUGCUACUACACCUUGUUUUUUGGUUAAUCAUUCUCCGUUAGUUGUCAUUGAUAAAAAGACACCAGAAGAUGUAUAG
This is a messenger RNA of Fraxinus pennsylvanica, 600 nucleotides long. Lineage: Eukaryota; Viridiplantae; Streptophyta; Magnoliopsida; Lamiales; Oleaceae. The record is from the annotation of a GenBank genome assembly.